AUUGUGAAUUGUGAUAUGAUGAUAUGGUCAGCAACACUGGAGCAUGAGAGAGAUUCCUGAACCUGGUUGGGUUGUCUUGGUUCUUCUUCCUCGAUCGAUCAUCGCUUCCGUUUUCAAUCUCUGUCUGCGGAAAAACUUGAGGAUGAAACUUCUCUCAGUCUCCACUUCUUUCACGUAUGCCGCUCGGAUUUCUCUGCCUUCUGUUGCUUCCUUCGCUCGCCUCCGAAAUCUAGGUUUUCCUUAAUUUGCUGUUGUCGAAUCAUUGAUUCAAUUGGUUUUUGCUCCGAAAUCUGUCAUUUCCGAGCCCGAUACAAGUAAUCCGCUUCUACGCUCUCUGAGGACCGCCGUAUCAGUUCUACUUUGGAGAUAUCUCUGUAAAUGGCGGAUCUCAAAGAGCGGUUGCUUCCUCCGAAACCUGCAUCUGCUAUAAAUCUUAGGGAGGGAAUUAAUAAUCGACCAUCAGCCUCUGGAAGGCUGCCUUUUCAAGGUGUGGAUGUUUUAGGGCUGAAGAAGCGAGGCCAGGGACUUAGAUCUUGGAUCCGGGUAGAUUCCUCUGGGAAUUCCCAGAUCAUUGAGGUCGAUAAGUUCACCAUGAUGCGUCGUUGUGAUCUACCUGCUCGUGAUUUGCGCUUGCUCGAUCCUUUGUUUGUUUACCCUUCAACAAUUCUUGGUAGAGAGAAGGCUAUUGUGGUCAAUCUAGAGCAGAUUCGAUGUAUUAUAACAGCUGAAGAAGUCUUGCUGCUAAAUUCUCUUGAUAGUUAUGUAUUUCAGUAUGUGGUAGAGCUACAAAGGCGAUUGAAAACCACUGGGGUUGAUGAAGUUUGGCAGAAUGAUGCAAAUCAUGGAACUGACUUAAAUCGAAGAAGGGGAAGUAGGAAUUUUGAUAAUGUAUUUGGAAGCACCUCUCCUGAUUAUUUGCCCUUUGAGUUUAGGGCUUUAGAAGUUGCUUUGGAGGCAGCUUGUACAUUUCUUGAUUCUCAGGCUGCAGAAUUAGAAAUCGAGGCAUAUCCAUUGCUAGAUGAACUUACAUCAAAAAUCAGUACAUUAAAUUUGGAGCGUGUCCGUCGCUUGAAGAGCAGACUUGUUGCCCUAACUCGUAGGGUUCAGAAGGUCAGGGAUGAAAUAGAGCAGCUCAUGGAUGAUGAUGGAGAUAUGGCAGAAAUGUAUCUCACUGAGAAGAAAAUGAGAAUGGAGUCCUUUGUUUAUGGUGAUCAGUCCGUGUCGGGAUACAGAUCAAUUGAUGGAGCAUCUAUUUCUGCUCCCGUUUCUCCUGUAUCUUCACCGCCUGAAACUCGGAAGCUUGAGAAGAGCCUGAGCAUUGCAAGGAGCCGGCAUGAGAGCAUGAGAAGUUCAGAAAGUGCCACUGAAAAUAUAGAGGAGCUUGAGAUGCUGCUUGAAGCUUAUUUUGUUGUCAUUGAUAGCACCCUGAACAAGUUGACAUCGUUGAAGGAGUACAUCGAUGACACAGAAGAUUUCAUCAACAUCCAGUUGGAUAAUGUACGAAAUCAGUUGAUUCAGUUCGAGUUACUACUCACUACCGCAACAUUUGUCGUUGCCAUUUUUGGGGUGGUAGCAGGAAUCUUUGGCAUGAAUUUUGAAAUACCAAUGUUUGGGUAUCCUGAAGCAUUCAAGUGGGUCCUUGUUAUUACUGGAGUAAGUGGAAUCAUCAUAUUUUCUGCAUUUGUUUGGUUUUUUAGAUACAAAAGACUGAUGCCACUUUAAAUAUUAAGGCAUACAAGAAAAUUGGUCGUACUGUAUGGGUAGUUGGAGGUAACAAAAUGGGAUGCCAUUCAUAGUAUUAUUAUUAUUUUUCCCUUCUCUUGAUUAAUGUUAACAUGAGAUGUAGGAAAAACUUGGCUCAUCUCUUCCAAUUCUUCCAACUUAAUUCAAAGGCUGUUAUCUCUCUUUCCUGUA
Momordica charantia (bitter melon) is the source of this 1914-nucleotide messenger RNA. RefSeq names its product magnesium transporter MRS2-1. Lineage: Eukaryota; Viridiplantae; Streptophyta; Magnoliopsida; Cucurbitales; Cucurbitaceae. Gene Ontology annotation, biological process: magnesium ion transport. The record is from RefSeq and is a predicted model, not a curated record. Gene Ontology annotation, molecular function: magnesium ion transmembrane transporter activity.